CCUCCAACUCUUAUCAUCAUUUCGAUGGCAAUUGAACUUGUACCGUUGCCUCUCCCCGCCUCCGCUGAUCCAUCUAAAUUCGCAGACUUUGGUAGGGAAGUCAAGGGCGUUAACCCAGGCACUUUGAGUCCAGAGGAAUUUGAGCAAGUCAAGGACGCUUUGUACAAGCACGACGCUCUCUUAUUCCGAGACGUAGUCCUCACUCCAGAGCAACAGUAUGCAUUGACAAAGGCAUUCGAUCCUCAAUCCGAAAGCUACGGGCACGGGAACAACAAGACAGGUAGCACUAAGAAAUCCAUUCUCCACCCCGAUCUCAAAACCAUCCCUCGCGUCCCCCAAGUCCAGCUCAUCGGCAACGGGACCGUCUACAACCACGAAGGACUCGCCGAAGCCAAACUCAAACACCCAAGUCACACGACAUUCCACAAGACCCGCGUCUCCCCACAGGACGAAGCCAACGGCAUAACGCGGUUCUACCGCUGGCACAUCGACGCUGCGUUGUACGAAUUGUCCCCGCCGAAAGUGACCACGCUGUAUGGCAUCAAGGUGCCCAAAGGCGAUCCGCAGGUGGUGAGAUAUGAUGAUGGGACUGGGGACGAGCUGCCUGUUCCGCCUGGGACGACGGCGUUUGUGUCAGGGAAGACGAUGUUUGAUAUUUUGCCGGUGGAAUUGAAGAGUUUGGCGGUUAGAGCAAAGGUGAAGUAUGCGCCUCAUCCGUAUGUGUGGAUGGCCCCUGCGCAUGCGAUGUCUACGGGCUUGGGGAUCGAGUCGGAGGGGUUGGAGUUGGAGUUGGAUGAACUACCUGAUUGGGAGGAGGAGAAGGUCAAGGUGUUCCCCGUGGUUUGGAAAAACCCUGGAACGGGGGCGUUACAUUUUCAAGUCCACCCAUGCGGCGCACAAGAGCUCCUAGUCGAUCCUCUUCCUCAAGGCGCCAAACGUGAAGGGGCUUUAUACCCAGACGGAGCACACAUCACCGACCUGAAAGUAGUUCGGGAGACGUUGUACAAGAUGCAGAGGCCUGCGAUCUCGCCUGAGCUCGUAUACCCACACGACUGGCGCGAGAACGACCUGGUCCUGUUCCAUAAUCGUGGUGUGCUGCAUACGGUCGUGGGGGCGUUCACGCCCGACCAGAUACGCGCGUUCCACCAGUGCAAUUUGGCUGCGUCGGAUGAUCCGGCUGGGCCUUCGGAGGAGGAUGUGGUUAAGUGGGCUUGAGCCUUGCAGGGAGAAAGAGAUGGUAUUGAAAGUUGGACGAGGAAUCAAAGUAAUAAUGGAACGGCUGAAGAUUGUGUAAUUUUACUGUAUCGUUUUGCACUGGUUUGAAAGGAUAUCAAGCUUGAGUACUUCAGUACUUGAGUUUGAAUAAUCAU
Laccaria bicolor S238N-H82 is the source of this 1370-nucleotide messenger RNA. RefSeq lists its product as uncharacterized. Gene Ontology annotation, molecular function: oxidoreductase activity. The transcript has 5 exons. Lineage: Eukaryota; Fungi; Basidiomycota; Agaricomycetes; Agaricales; Hydnangiaceae. The coding region runs from base 25 to 1215 and encodes 396 amino acids. The record is from RefSeq and is a predicted model, not a curated record.